Messenger RNA from Symphalangus syndactylus (siamang), 2903 nucleotides. RefSeq names its product sulfide quinone oxidoreductase (gene SQOR). Lineage: Eukaryota; Metazoa; Chordata; Mammalia; Primates; Hylobatidae. The record is from RefSeq and is a predicted model, not a curated record. Gene Ontology annotation, cellular component: mitochondrion. Gene Ontology annotation, molecular function: FAD binding; sulfide:quinone oxidoreductase activity.
GCGGAGGGAGACUGGGCGGGGACAGCGACCACCACUGAGGCUGUUUGUUAGCUUAACUCGGUUUCCGCAGCUGGGACUCCGCAGACCCGGUGCGCCGCGCCCCAAACUUUGCUUCCUCAACUCCGGACACCCGCAGAACCUUUGCUGCCGUUGUCUGGAACCCGGGUCUUGGGACGCUUGCUUCCUUCUCGGAGUGUCAGAGCCUCAGGGCCGCGGAGAGGCCAACCCGCGAGGGGUUCUUAAAAACCGAAGUAUCCGUGGUCUUGGUGUGCGGACGUUUCUGGCGCCUUCCACCUGUUGACUGUCACUCGGCACCGUCCUGGAACGGGAGUGGGUGCUGGGCGUCCGGGGGCCAGGGAGUGACACAGUCAUCCACCGACACUGCGCGUGGGACAGAGGGGGCGCUCGAGGGGUCGGCUGCAGCUGAAACCUGAAGGGGAGAGGAUUUAGGGCACCUGCUUAACAGGAAUUGGUGGACAGGGAGAAAGGGUCUUCUGGUGGAAUCUGGGCUCAUUUCCUUUCCUCUUCAUCUCUCUUUUAUUUAUCAAAAUUCCAAACUGGCUUUUUGCUCAAAGACACUGAGCAGAGCCCCUGGCUUUGCCUGCGCUGCCCAUUGCUAUAAUGCAGGGCUCUGUUCCAUUUUUGUGGUGUGCACCCCUUUGGCAUUUCUGGGAAGGCUAAAGACUCUCUCUCAGAACAAUACUUUUUUUUUGAGACAGAGUCUUGCUCUGUCGCCCAGGCUGGAGUGCAGUGGCGCGAUCUCGGCUCACUGCAACCUCCCUCCCGGGUUCAAGCGAUUCUCCUGCCUCAGCCUGCCGAGUAGCUGGGAUUACAGGCGCAGCACACCUGGCUAAUUUUGGUAUUUUUAGUAGAGGCGGGUUUCACCAUGUUGCCCAGCUGGUCUCGAACUCCCGGCCUCAAAUGAUCCGCACACUUUGGCCUCCCAAAGUGCUGGGAUUACAAGAGUGAGCCACCGCGCUGGACCCAGAACAAUGCUUUUUUAAAGACGGAGUCUCGCUCUGUCACCAGGCUGGAGUGCAGUGGCGCGAUCUCGGCUUACCGCAACCUCUGCCUGCCGGGUUCAAGUGAUUCUCCUGCCUCAGCCUCCCGAGUAGAUGGGACUACAGUGUGGUCUGGCUCUGUCGCCCAGGCUGGAGUGCAAUGGCAUGAUGUUGGCUCAUUGCCACCUCCACUUCCUGGGCUGAAACCAUCCUCCUACUGUGUCCGGAAUUGGUGGGUUCUUGGUCUCACUGACUUCAAGAAUGAAGCUGCGGACCUCGUGCCUGAUCCUGCCUGAAGAUGGUGCCACUGGUGGCCGUGGUAUCGGGGCCCCGUGCCCAGCUCUUUGCCUGCCUGCUCAGGCUGGGCACUCAGCAGGUCGGCCCCCUUCAGCUGCACACUGGGGCCAGCCAUGCGGCCAGGAACCAUUAUGAGGUGCUGGUGCUGGGUGGGGGCAGUGGUGGAAUCACCAUGGCCGCCCGCAUGAAGAGGAAAGUGGGUGCAGACAAUGUGGCCAUUGUUGAGCCCAGUGAGAGACAUUUCUACCAGCCAAUCUGGACACUGGUGGGUGCUGGUGCCAAACAAUUGUCCUCAUCUGGUCGUCCCACGGCAAGUGUGAUUCCAUCUGGUGUAGAAUGGAUCAAAGCUAGAGUGGCUGAGUUGAACCCAGACAAGAACUGCAUUCACACAGACAACGACGAGAAGAUCUCCUACCGAUAUCUUAUCAUUGCUCUCGGAAUCCAGCUGGACUAUGAGAAGAUUAAAGGCCUACCCGAAGGUUUCGCUCAUCCCAAAAUAGGGUCGAAUUAUUCAGUUAAGACUGUAGAGAAGACAUGGAAAGCUCUGCAGGACUUCAAGGAGGGCAAUGCCAUCUUCACCUUCCCAAAUACUCCAGUGAAGUGUGCUGGAGCCCCUCAGAAGAUCAUGUACUUAUCAGAAGCCUACUUCAGGAAGACAGGGAAGCGAUCCAAGGCCAAUAUCAUUUUCAACACUUCUCUUGGAGCCAUUUUCGGGGUUAAGAAGUAUGCAGAUGCCCUGCAGGAGAUCAUCCGGGAGCGGAACCUCACUGUUAACUACAAGAAAAACCUCAUUGAAGUCCGAGCCGAUAAACAAGAGGCUGUAUUUGAGAACCUGGAUAAACCGGGAGAGACCCAAGUGAUUUCAUAUGAAAUGCUUCAUGUCACACCACCAAUGGGCCCGCCAGAUGUCCUCAAGACCAGUCCUGUGGCUGAUGCUGCUGGUUGGGUGGAUGUGGAUAAAGAAACUCUGCAACACAAGAGGUACCCAAAUGUGUUUGGGAUUGGGGACUGCACCAACCUUCCUACGUCAAAGACCGCUGCUGCAGUAGCUGCCCAGUCAGGAAUACUUGAUAGAACAAUUUCUGUGAUUAUGAAGAAUCAAACACUAACAAAGAAGUAUGAUGGCUACACAUCCUGUCCACUGGUGACUGGCUACAACCGUGUGAUUCUUGCCGAGUUUGACUACAAAGCGGAGCCGCUAGAAACCUUCCCCUUUGAUCAAAGCAAAGAGCGCCUUUCCAUGUACCUCAUGAAAGCUGACCUGAUGCCUUUCCUGUAUUGGAAUAUGAUGCUAAGGGGUUACUGGGGAGGACCAGCGUUUCUGCGCAAGUUGUUUCAUCUAGGUAUGAAUUAAGGAUGGCUCAGCACUUGCUCAUCUUGGAUGGCUUUUGGGCCAAAACUGCAAUCACUGAAUGACCAAGAGCAGCACGAAGGACUUGGAACCUAUCCUUGUAAAGAAUUUCUUGAUGGAUAAUGGUGACCAAAUGCCUCCCUUUUCAGUACCUUUGAACAGCAACCAUGUGGGCUACUCAUGAUGGGCUUGAUUCUUUGGGAAUAAUACAAUGAAAUAAUACUUUUAUUUUCUGAAUAAAAGUUUGUCACUGA